This is a messenger RNA of Candidula unifasciata, 324 nucleotides long. NCBI's taxonomy places the organism in Eukaryota, Metazoa, Mollusca, Gastropoda, Stylommatophora, Geomitridae. The record is from the annotation of a GenBank genome assembly.
AUGAACCGACUUCGGCCCCCCAGGGAGCCUAGUCCCAUACUGAGUGAUUCCUUCACCGGGCGAAAGAGGAUCACACUGGCUCCGGGUCACUCAUUGAUGGAUUGGAUCCGUUUGGGUCGCACACGUGGAGAUCUCAGUGGUGUGGGCUCGAACAAGAUCAAUGUUACUGCAGGCGAGUUGGCUGUUCAUAACACCCAGAAGGAUUUAUGGAUGGCUUUGCGAGGCAAGGUGUACAACAUGACCCCAUAUAUGGAGUACCACCCGGGGGGCAUCGACGAGCUGAUGAGAGCUGCCGGCAAGGAUGGGACACUCUUGUUUGAUGAG